This is a messenger RNA of Penicillium angulare, 1797 nucleotides long. It is a transcript of the gene yap1, whose product is annotated as putative bZIP transcription factor AP-1/Yap1. Bases 1 to 1797 code for a protein of 598 amino acids. Gene Ontology annotation, cellular component: RNA polymerase II transcription regulator complex. The record is from RefSeq and is a predicted model, not a curated record. Gene Ontology annotation, molecular function: DNA-binding transcription activator activity, RNA polymerase II-specific; transcription cis-regulatory region binding. Lineage: Eukaryota; Fungi; Ascomycota; Eurotiomycetes; Eurotiales; Aspergillaceae. The transcript is spliced from 3 exons.
AUGGGCGAUUACGAUCAGCUCUAUCAGCAGGGGCUUUACAACCUCUCUCCUGAUCAACAAGAUCUAUUGCUGGCAGCCCUUUCCUCCAAUAACCCAGCUCCCAAGCAACCCAAUCACCACAAUGUCAAACCAGAGGGAAGCCCUGACCAGACAUCCUCAAACGGCAUGAGUGCCCCUCCAUCUGGGAACUUUGACAACCCCCAGUCUCACUUCAACGCUUUUGGCUUCGGAAAUGACGAGAGUCCAUUCCUUGAGUUCAAUAAUGAUGUGGAUUUCGAGUUUCCUGGAUCGGGUGAGUUGAUUGGAGAUCUUCCAGGAGAUACUCCCCACGACUACGAAUUGGGAGAGAAGCGAAAGUCGAUUGAUGGCGAAUCAGCGGUGGACGUCGAAGAGACGGCCAAGAAACGCCGUGAUAGUGAGGCAAAGAAGCCCGGUCGGAAGCCACUAACCUCGGAACCCACAACUAAACGCAAGGCUCAGAAUCGAGCUGCCCAGCGGGCAUUCCGUGAUCGGAAGGAGAAACACCUUAAGGAUCUGGAGACUAAGGUGGAUGAGUUGCAGAAGAACUCUGAUACAGCCACCCAGGAAAACGGUGUUUUGCGUGCCCAGGUGGAAAGACUUCAAACAGAGCUCAAGGAAUAUCGCAAGCGACUCUCAUGGAUGACAAGUGGAAGCGGUGUUUCCGCAAUGAGUGCAAUUCCAAGUGCUCACUCCCAGGGAGCGUACGGCCUGCAGAACAACGAAUUUAUAUUCGAUUUCCCCAAGUUCGGGGAUCUGCCUGGUUCACAUCUUUUCAAGGGACAAAAUAAGACUGAUCAAUCCAAUGCUAAGGCCAAUACGCCUCGUGCCCCUGGAGUUCUUAGUCGCGAGAAUUUGCACGGUCUCGUCGGAGCCCCCAUUUCUCCCCCUACCUCCAAAUCCACUUCCAGCACCCCUACCGCCAGGACAAGCACGUCAAAGUCGACGCCGAACAGCGCCACAUCAGCCAAAGCCCCAUACGCCAAUUUCAAGAAGUCGAACGCACCGACUCACGACAACUCAACGUCGGAUUCUCCGUCUUCUUCGUCCGAUUCGCACCAGAGCCAAAUGCUCUCGUCGAGUGGCACCUCACCUGAGCCGAGCUUGAAUUCUCCAUCAGACCCAAAGAAUCAUGAGUCUGCGUGUAGCAUCCACGGCUCCGUCAAUGGUGAGGAAUCUUUCUGCGCCAAACUUGGCAUGGCCUGUGGCAACAUCAAUAACCCUAUCCCAGCUGUACGGGAUCAACAGGCCACACCUAACGGUGCAAAAUCGAACGGUGUCACACCAAAUGGUGCUUCGAACCCCCAGCACAUUGAUCAGCAAGACUCCAACGACGACCCAUUUGGACUUGAGUGGUUGACCCAGCAAAAUGGCGGUCAGUUCGACCCAGUGCUUUUCGGAGACUGGCGAGAGCCGCAAGAUGCCGUGCUCUCCCAGGACUUUGGAACAUUUUUCAACGAUGCCUUCCCACUGCCAGAUCUUGGUAGCCCAUCACACAAUUUAAGCCAGGCAGCUCCUCAAGCACAACAGCCCAAGAAGGACCUAAUCUCUCAAAUCGAUAGCAGAUUGGAAGAAGAGAUGGUUCCGGGCGAGGACAAGGCCCAGAUGCUGUCAUGCACAAAGAUUUGGGAUCGCCUGCAAUCCAUGGAGAAAUUCCGGAAUGGUGAGAUUGAUGUUGACAACCUAUGUUCUGAACUGCGGACCAAAGCUCGCUGUUCAGAAGGUGGUGUGGUCGUAAAUCAAAGCGAUGUCGACGAUAUCAUGGGCCGUGCCAAUUAG